GUUUUCUGCGUGUCAACAGCACAGAUUUCCACGCGUAGGGUGAAUCAGUGCGCGUACAUUCACAGUGAUCGUAGAAAUGCGCAAUUACGCGCGGCGACGGCUGGCGAGCUGGAAAAUCCCACUGGAAUGACAAAUCCUGUUUUUGGAUAAUUUGUUUGUUUUUUUGGAUAAACUAACGGAUUAUCUGAAAGUGAACAUAAAAUGACAGUCAUGCUGCAUUUAGUCUGCCUCUUGUGGGUCGUCGACAUAUCUGAUGCAGUUAUGGAUCUCACCAUGACCUCUAACGGGGCCACAUCUCCUCAUAAUUUCCGCCUCUCCUGCAUUUCUGGAGAGCGUGACACAGAUGGGAUUCAGCUGAGCAUCACAAAGGACAACAGCAUUGUGCUUCGUGCAGAUUCGCCACGUUUUGAUGUGCAGAGCCCACAGACUAAAGAAGUGGUGGCUACUGGAUUUAUAGGCUUUGACCACAGUGGGAUUUUCUACUGUCACUCAAAAAGGGGCUCUGACCAACCUGGCAGUGUUACUCUCAUCAACAACUACAGCAAAGGUAACUUUAAACCAGUGAGGGUCACGCUGACGGCCAGUAAAGGAGACGAAGUGAAACUAAUCAUGGACGUUGUUGGGACAGAAAGACGAGACAUUACUUGGAAAUUCAAUGGUAACUACUACUACAUGACUCCUAUUGCUGAUGUUCAAAACUGCACAGCAGUUCUGGAUCUGAUGAAAGUUGAUGAAAACAAUGCAGGGAUUUACAGUGUCAGCUACGUUGGGGACAGUGCUCUUUAUAGUGCCUGGAUCCGCCUCAUCGUUCGUGAAUGUCCAAAGAAUAAAUGGGGCUCCGACUGUGACAAAGACUGUCCCGAAUGCUUGAAUGGAGGCGUGUGCCAUGACAAAGAUGGAGAUUGUGUUUGCCCACCGGGGUUUAUGGGAAUGCGCUGUGAGACAGCCUGUCGAGAAGGAAUGUUUGGUAGGAACUGCCAGGAAUCCUGUAAGUCGGAGAAUGGAUGCCAGGGCUUGAGUUUCUGUCUCACGGAUCCUUACGGCUGUUCUUGUGCCAGCGGCUGGCAUGGAGAUCGCUGUAAUAAACCCUGUCUUGAAGGAAUGUACGGCGCUGACUGUCUUUUAAGUUGCAACUGCAAGAACAAAGGCAAAUGCAAUCGAUUCAGUGGCUGCCAAUGUCCUACAGGCUGGAGAGGGCAAUACUGUGAGAAAUCAGAUCGUGCACCAGAGAUUUUGGACAUGGCCAGUAACCUGGAGGGAAACUUGAACUCCAGCCACAAGAUCACAUGUUCUGCAACAGGCCUUCCACUGCCUAGCCAUAUGAGUAUUGAGCUACGCAAGCUGGAAAGCACCGUUCUUAAGGCAUCCCACACUACCAUGGACUCCAAAAAAAGCACAGCUCACUUUGAGAUCCCAUACGGACAGCAUCUGAUUGCGUAUUCUGUGUCGCUAGAGCCCACGGCCAGGCCGGAGAUUGAUUCCUGCUCAUUGGAGGGCCGUAAUGCCACCAUCAGGUGGUCCCUGAUUGGUACGUCCCGAGAAGCCACUGGCUUUUUAGUACAGCUCAACGGACCACAUGGAGAGAAGCUGCAGGAGGAAACCACCUUCCUUAAUGUACUCUCCAUCAAGCUCUACAAUCUGGAGUAUCACAGGGACUACCAAGUGGUCGUCAGGCUGAUAAACUGUGGCAGCCAUGGGCCCCCUUCAAAGCCCCACCAUGUUCACAUCUAUAAGCAGGGUCCUUCUUCUCCCAGGAACGUCCAGGCAGAUGCUCUGUCCAUCAAUGCAGUCAGGCUUCACUGGCAGCCACCUGAGGACCCCAAUGGAGGCAUUGUGAAAUACAGUAUUGAAUACCAGCCAGUGGGCCAGAGCAGCUUUCACCCUUGGGUGGACACAGACGAUGGCAACAAAACCAUGAAGGAUGUGACAUACCUCAAUGGGAGCACAUUAUACCAGUUCAGGGUGAGGGCUUUCUCCAAGGUGCCAGGGAAGUGGAGUAAGUUUGUACAAGCCAGGACACGUGGAGACGGAUUCUCAAGCUAUAUUCCCACCACUCAGCAAGUUGGACGGCCAAAGGCUGAGGAUCAUCAGCUUCUUUGGGCUGUGGUUGGGUCAGUGGCUGUGACCUGUGUGACCAUCCUUCUGGCCCUUUUAAUUCUCUUCUACAUUCGUAAAUCUGUCCUUAAACGAAAACGGACAUUUACCUAUCAGUCUGGAUCGGGAGAAGAGACUAUCUUACAGUUCAACUCGGGGACUCUCACACUGACCCGGCGACCAAAGCCUUCUCCAGAGCCCCUCACCUAUCCCAUACUGGAGUGGGAGGACAUUAAGUUUGAGGAUGUCAUUGGAGAAGGGAACUUUGGUCAGGUCAUCAAGGCCAUGGUCAAAAAAGAUGGCAUAAAAAUGAGUGCUGCAAUUAAAAUGCUCAAGGAGUUUGCCUCAGAGAAUGACCAUCGAGACUUUGCUGGUGAACUAGAAGUGCUGUGCAAAUUGGGACAGCAUCCAAACAUAAUUAAUCUAAUCGGUGCCUGUGAAAACAGAGGCUACCUUUACAUUGCCAUUGAAUAUGCACCUUACGGAAACCUUUUGGACUUCUUAAGAAAGAGUCGUGUCCUAGAGACUGAUCCUGCCUUUGCAAAAGAGCAUGGAACUGCCUCCACACUCACCUCCCAGCAGCUCUUGCAGUUUGCUGCUGAUGUAGCAACCGGCAUGCAUUACCUUAGUGACAAACAGUUCAUUCACAGAGAUUUGGCAGCCAGAAAUGUACUCGUGGGAGAAAGCCUAGUGGCUAAAAUCGCAGAUUUUGGCCUCUCGCGUGGCGAGGAGGUGUAUGUGAAAAAGACCAUGGGAAGACUGCCUGUGCGAUGGAUGGCUAUGGAGUCACUAAACUACAGUGUCUACACCACAAAGAGUGAUGUGUGGUCUUUUGGAGUUCUUCUGUGGGAAAUUGUAAGUUUAGGUGGGACUCCAUACUGUGGGAUGACCUGUGCUGAGCUCUAUGAGAAGCUUCCUCAGGGCUACAGAAUGGAGCAGCCUAGGAACUGUGAUGAUGAAGUGUAUGAACUUAUGAGGCAGUGUUGGCGAGAUAGACCCUACGAGCGACCGCCAUUUUCACAAAUAUCUGUCCAGCUCAAUAGGAUGCAAGAGGCACGGAAGGCCUAUGUCAAUAUGGCUCUCUUUGAGAACUUCACUUAUGCUGGAAUAGAUGCUACAGCUGAAGAGGCCUGACUACCAGCCCCCCCAGACCCAAGAAGGGUUCAUAACCCAAGGGAGGCUCAUCACAGUAGGGCUUUGCGCUACUGUCACUCCCCUGUGGCCAGGUUCCAUCGUUCAAAGAGACACUCCACCAAGACCACAUGGCUAUAGAGAACAGACUGUGAAAGGACACUCUUAUGACUCUAGAUUCUGUAAGGAUUCAUAUCUCAGGACAUGCUGGAUUACUCAAGAGGAAAUGGAACCUACAAUAUAAGCUACAGAUGUAGCACACUGGGUCUGUGGGGAUCUGGACCAUGCGUUGAACUCUUUUUCCAUCUUUUAUUGGGAGAAUCAUUGUGUGAGGUUGUUGAAAUGGACAUACAUCAAAUGCAGUUCAUUCCGUGGACAAAAACGCCAGUAAUAUUCAAUGUAGCACUUGAGAAAGCGAUGUAUUGUCCUUAUUGAAACUCAU
Messenger RNA from Sinocyclocheilus rhinocerous, 3667 nucleotides. Its product is annotated as tyrosine-protein kinase receptor Tie-1-like. NCBI's taxonomy places the organism in Eukaryota, Metazoa, Chordata, Actinopteri, Cypriniformes, Cyprinidae. Gene Ontology annotation, molecular function: ATP binding; transmembrane receptor protein tyrosine kinase activity; protein binding. The record is from RefSeq and is a predicted model, not a curated record. Gene Ontology annotation, cellular component: plasma membrane; signaling receptor complex. The transcript has 21 exons. Gene Ontology annotation, biological process: positive regulation of kinase activity; multicellular organism development; protein phosphorylation. The coding region runs from base 202 to 3228 and encodes 1008 amino acids.